Messenger RNA from Amoebophrya sp. A25, 1410 nucleotides. The record is from the annotation of a GenBank genome assembly. Lineage: Eukaryota; Dinophyceae; Syndiniales; Amoebophryaceae.
GGUGAAGUGAUGAAGUAUUGGACUUUUUUCCCGUUACGACAAGAGAUAACGGACCAACUAGGGGACACCACGAACAGCUUUCUUCCCAAUCUCCUCACCGAUAGCGCUUUUGCGAGUCAUUAUGCCACAGGUGGAGGAGCCACUUUGGAAAGCCAGUAUGCAGAUAGAAGUCAUCCUUUUUCAGGUACUAGCAGUACAUCAUCUAGUCCAGAAGCAACUGGAAGCAGGAUCAGCGACUUCGGAAGAUUACCGGUAUGGGGCUACGGCACUAUCGUGGCAUCGCGCUCUCCAGCACUCGGAGAAGGCACACGACUAUAUGGGAUUUGGCCUACGUCGACGUAUCUAGUGCUGGAACCAGAACAGCUUCCGCUCAAUGUGGUGAAGAGAAGUCGGUCAAGCAUCGUAGUCGUACCAGAAAUCGUGCCGAAAACACCACCUGCGGAAGAUCCGGACCCUCCCUCCAGCAGAUCUCGGUCACCAAAAAGCAAGACGGUCAACCGUUCCGCAAGAACGAGCAAUUCAUCCUUUGCGCAAGUAGUGCCAGCGCAGCAAACGAUGAAUUCCCCAUUCUCCCAGAGGUCUCCCCCGAACAAGAUGAUCUCAAGUUUGUCUCCUCUUCCACGUGGCAAUACCAAUAUGAUUCGAGACUCUUCAGCACAGCGCGGGUCGGAAAUGAUAAUUGACGUCCAUCCACAUAGGAGAGAGCAUUUGCCCAUUGUGUAUCGAACCUACCGCAUUUGUGAUGAGACGACUUGGCCUCUCUUAGACAAGUGCUGCAGCACGGAGGAGGACGAAAACCGAUUGGCUCUACUACAUCCUUUGUUCGCAACGGCGUUUUUCCUAGAUUAAGGCUUGUUGCAAUGAAUUCAUUUCCGACGGUCAUUUUCUUUCUUUUGCUUCUUCCUGGGAUUCUGAAGAAAUGAAGGAAACAAGUGCAUUUUGAUUAUAGUCAGGCGCUGGCUCGUCUAACUAAAAGACUAUCUGAAGUGGCAUGGCUAUUUUGGAGCCGACUCGCUUAUCGUUUCCUCCGCAAGCUGCAAAACCGCAGUUUGCUUCAUCAAAAUUCUCUACGAAAGUCGCCGCCGGCAGAGUAUAAUACAUAUUCCAUUCAUUGAAUAUGGGUGUAUCUGUAUAUUGGACGUUCUUUGUGAUGUAUCAUCUAUUUGAUGCAUUGUUGCGGCUAUAUUUUUUUUUCUUGUUCUUGGUUUUUUCAGGAUCUCGUCCGCGGCCCACUAUGGUUCCUCAGAAACUCUAGUAGAGUUCAAUUGAAGUACUUAGAUUUGACUGGAAGGAACACGCGUAUCAUGAGAAAAAUUUUCUUUUAGGUGUGUAUGCUACUACUAGACUAGUACAAUUUGCUCGAAGACGAAGAUUUGUGUCUUUUUUCUCACAAGCAAGGAUUGUCCCUAG